AGGUAAUUGGCUGGAUCAUUGAUGCACUGGAUGGAGGCGAGGAGGAUGCCAGGGCUGAACUAUGGUGGUAGGCUGCUGGUGGGGCGAGGGGUAGGUUUUGGGUUGAGAAAACCCUAACACCAGGGAAGGUCAGCGGCGUAAGUAGCUAGGAUUUUACGUGUGGGGGGAGGCACAACGGAGGCACCCGCAUUUUAGGAGGCACCAGCUUACAGUGGUGUUUUGGGGAGCAAGAUUUUGUUAGCCUUAAUCAAUCUCCACUCAUCCUUGGGGGGGGGGCGCACGUGCCCCAGGCUCCCCCUUGCUACACCACUGAGGGAGGGGGGGGGUUCGGGACCAGGCGGGUAUAGGAGACCCAUAUGCCCGGGAGGGGGUGACCUUAGUAGCGGAUGCCAGAUGUCGCUGAGCUGGAAUCCUACGUCUCGUGGAUCAUGGUGGAGUAUCGCUUCAUUGAUUCUUCUAGCUUGGUCUAAUACCAACACCAGUCUGUGGCAAAGAAUGUGGCCUCUGAUGUCAGUCAUGACCUCUUCUAGAGGGAUAUCAGUGGACCAGCUUCACAGGCGAGGCCCCUUCCACAAGAAACCCAAUCCCAAUAAGACCCACCCGACUGACCACCGGCCCCAGCUGAAGGGUGUGGUCUUGAAGACUCUGAUUAGGAAACCCAAGAAACCCAACUCGGCCAACAGGAAGUGCGCCAAGGUGCGGCUGAGUAAUGGCAGGGAAGUGGUGGCAUUCAUCCCAGGGGAGGGUCACAAUCUUCAGGAACACAACAUUGUCUUGGUGGAAGGGGGCAGGACUCAAGAUCUACCCGGGGUCAAACACACAGUCAUCAGGGGAAAAUUUGACUGUGGACACGUUGUCAAGAAAAAGAAAUAACACCAGUGCUUCUAUUUUUGAAAAUACAAUAUUGAGAUGGUAUUAAUUUGUUUUGCACAUUUGUUUCGAAUGCUAAACCACAUUUCCGCCAACAGUCCCAAAGUCACCAAUAUUGAUAGAAGUUUGCCUACUGCCACUUUGAAGCAGGAUGUUGAAUAAUAUUUUUCUCAGAUGUAACAUUCAACAAUGGUAGCCAAUCGUCAUAAAAUGAACUUCCAACAUUUCCUGAAGGUUGCUGAUAUUUUGAAAAUGUAUUAUUUGGAGGGUAUGAUUGAAAUAGCAUCAUCGUGCAACAGUGUUUUUGAGAUAAUGAUCUUUUUGAGAACUGUAUACAAUAGAAUCUCAUUAAUAAGAAGUCUUUUGGACCACUUGUUAUACAUGUAUCAGGAUUCUUGUAUUAUCAGGAAUGAGAACAAUGGAGAACAGAAGCUUGGAACCUAAAAAUGUCUCUGUUGUAUUGACAGUGCUCUUAUAAACAAGGUUCGCCUGUAUCGAUAUUUCAAAAGUUGAAAUUUGAAAAUUCAAUUGUAAAAUGCAACUGACAACAAUUAGUAAUGAAAGGAAAUGUAGAAAUUUAAAUGGACGUAAAACCAAAUUUUGGCAAAGCCAAAUUAGCCAAUUUUUUCACAAGAUUUGUACAAAUUAUAUACUAGCCCAUUUGCUACAAUAAAAUGUCAAUACAUGUAUGUAUGCCUUCGUUGCACAUGAUAGUGGCCUUUGGUUUUCCGCAGAGAUUACAAUGAUGAGAAAGAAUUCUGGAUGAACCUUGUUCAAAAACUCGAGAAAGUAAGAUAGCUGUGAUGAGAUGCAGAUGUAUCUAAUUUAUAAUUUUAGUCCGUGUGAUGUAACCAGGAAUUCUGAACACUGACUGGAAUAUCUAGUAAACCUCUGUACCACAUGUACCUGACUACCAUUGUUAAUUACAUCCUCCCAUUGUUAAUUACAUCCUCCCAUUUAUUGGUCACCUACAUACAUGUCUAGUACAGGUGCGGUUUCUAUCUCCUCCCAUUUAUUGGUCACCUACAUACAUGUCUAGUACAGGUGCGGUUCGUACCUCCUCCCAUUUAUUGGUCACCUACAUACAUGUCCAGUACAGGUGCGGUUCCUACCUCCUCCCAUUUAUUGGUCACCUACAUACAUGUCCAGUACAGGUGCGGUUCCUAUCUCCUCCCAUUUAUUGGUCACCUACAUACAUGUCCAGUACAGGUGCGGUUCCUAUCUCCUCCCAUUUAUUGGUCACCUACAUAUUUGUCCAGUACAGGCGCGGUUCCUACCUCCUCCCAUUUAUUGGUCACCUACAUACAUGUCCAGUACAGGUGCGGUUCAGGGGGGGUUAACUCCCCUCCUCAAAACUUACCUGCUCCCUUGAAAAAAUGCAAAAAAGCAGUACCGAAUGUUAAAAGGUGACAUCACAUGCGAAGAGUCCAGCCCCCCUCUAAAACUGCGCCUGGUCCUGUAUAUGAGGGUUUUUUCUGUUCCACUCCUCUGUUGUGGCUUUUCAGACCUUGUCAAAGGAGUAGCUCAAAUAAAUGGCAUUUCCCCUUGAAGUUUUGAAUGUUCUUGUAAGAUUUUAUUAAAAUUACACAUACGUGUGUAUUAAACAGAUACUUUUUAAAAAAUAUAUGGUUAACCGAAACAGAUUUACUUAGCUUAGCGCUGAUAGAAUGAUUGCGGUUAACUUGGUGUUCUAGUCAGGACAAAUGAACAGAGUGAGUGCUAAAGAAAUGAGAAAAAAAUAGGUAGCAAAAUUAGUCCAUCUAAAUUUGUUGUACAGUUUCCCCACGACGCAGUGUACGAGAUAUGAACUGUUGGCAUUUGUUUUGUAUUCUACUAAUAAUACUUGAAAAAAGUUGCUGUAUUAUGCUCAGAAGUUUUUCUGGAUCGAUACUGAGGAAAGAAAUUCUUAUCAAAGCAGAUAACAUGAUUUGAAUGUCAUGAUCACCCUAAAUAACUCUGAUUAAGCAGUAGAUGUGGCAGUAGCAGUCCUAGUUGAUUAAAAUGUGACAUUUACAUUAUAAAGUGUAACAUUUAAAGAGCACCUGUAAGUAAAACAUGUUUUCUCUGAUUUUAUCUAUUCAAAUACAGUAAAUGUGGGAGCAUUCAUAUCGAACGCAGUGUCAUUUGACUUCUGAUUUCAACUAUAACAAACUAAAAAGUGCUUUUUUUCUGUUCAUGCCAAGAUUAGAAUUCUGUGCGAAUACUAUGCAAUGUUGCCAUUGUUUGGCACGCACAAGGGUUUACCACUACGAACACAGGGCGAAGGUUCUCGUUUUCUCUGUUUUAGUCUCCGAAUGAUGCAAUCUACCUUCAAAAUCCGCAUCUUGGCAUAAACAGAAAAAAACCUUCUUAGCUUGUAGUUGAGCUGUGAGAGAAAUGACACUGCGUUGCAUUUGUAUGCUUCCGUAUUUAUUUGAACAGAUAAAAUCAGAGAAAACAUGUUUUCCUUAGAGGUGCUCUUUAAUAUGCUUUGAGAAAGUCUACUUUCUUUGAAAAUAACUGUGCCCCUAUUCACAUCGUAGGUUUUCAUGUGAAAUCACAAACAGACCUGGCAGCAUUUCAGAAAUAAUUGAUCUUGACAAGGAUUUGGUUGGUGAAGUUUCUCA
Messenger RNA from Acanthaster planci (crown-of-thorns starfish), 3476 nucleotides. It is a transcript of the gene mrps12, whose product is annotated as mitochondrial ribosomal protein S12. Gene Ontology annotation, molecular function: structural constituent of ribosome. Lineage: Eukaryota; Metazoa; Echinodermata; Asteroidea; Valvatida; Acanthasteridae. Gene Ontology annotation, cellular component: small ribosomal subunit; ribosome. The record is from RefSeq and is a predicted model, not a curated record. Gene Ontology annotation, biological process: translation.